AUGGGGUCGAAGAGUCGGUCUUCAGGUGUAGCCAGAGGGGAAAGGUCGGGGCGGUCGCUGGGAGGUAGUUCGGGUAGCCGGCAGGAACGACUCCGUUACACGAAGAGCAGUGGUCGCAGCAGCACUUCGAAGAAGAUUGUUACCAGUAGCUCCUCUAAAGUUGUGCCUUUUUCGCAACGACGGCGAGCGGUAAUCCAUCGCUCAUCGCCGUUGAGAAAAUCGAAACCAUCACCGGUCAACGAACUCGACAUAUUAGCACUAAGUCAAAAGGAGCAACAAUCAAAAUCAGGAAACCGUGGAAAAGAUGGCAUUCAGGAUCGUCCUGAAAGAGCGCAAUAUCGCCAGUUUGCUGGCACAAUGGAUAAGCGUGGAUUUUGGGGUUCAAGAAACAGUGGAUUUGGAAUGAGGCAAGGAAUGGACUAUCGUCGCACUCCGAUGUAUCCGCUACGACGCGGCAUUGGAGGAGGCGACUUGGCUGAUCAACGUACACAUAUCGGACGUAAUGGACGGCAUUCUUAUCAGCGAGCUACUGAGCAAAAUAAAUCAAUGAACGAUGAAGAGAAGCCGGUGAUGAAUUUGUUCGAUCCAUGUAAAGUUCCUACAGGACGCUCCUACUUUACGCAUGAUGAUCGAGCUACAAAGCCAGCACGCAUUUCUCGGUCAAGAUAUUCAACUUCUGGUGAUAGUGGUUGGCAAUCGUUACCAGUCGGCUGGCGGAAUGUCCGAAAGGUGCGAAGAAACGAUGAUGCCCUCAACGACGAUAAUUAUGUAUCUUAUCAUAAAAAGCGCUCUGAGAGAAAUCCAGCUGAUGAAGUGUGGAAACAUGACAUGUUUGAAUGCGAAGAAAGUGAAGGAACUCAGAUUGCGCAUGUUCGAGAUCAGUCGUAG
Messenger RNA from Cercopithifilaria johnstoni, 888 nucleotides. Lineage: Eukaryota; Metazoa; Nematoda; Chromadorea; Rhabditida; Onchocercidae. The record is from the annotation of a GenBank genome assembly.